AUGCUACUGGCUGUGCUGCUGCUGCUGCUGCCCAUGCCAGGCCUCAGGACUGCCCACGGGCACCCACUGUACAUGCGUCUGCCCCCCAGCACCCUGCAAGUUCUGUCGGCUCAGGGGACACAGGUGCUCCAGGCUGCCCGGAGGAACGCCCAGUGGGCUGUAAUGAGUUUGGCAAUGGAGAUCCAGCACAGGCUGCAUGGGUGCCAAGGACCUGGACACCCCAGGCAUCUGGCCUCCUUCCUUCAGGAGCCCUCAGAGCCAGGGCCUUGCGGGGAGAGACUCCCGGGUGCGGCCAACGUGACCCGGGCUCACGGCCGCAUCGUCGGGGGCAGCGCGGCCCCGCCGGGGGCCUGGCCCUGGCUCGUGCGGCUGCGGCUGGGCAGGCAGCCUCUGUGCGGCGGCGUCCUGGUGGCCGCGUCCUGGGUGCUCACGGCUGCCCACUGCUUCGUGGGCGCCUCCAAUGAGCUCCUGUGGACCGUGGCUCUGGCCGAGGGGCCCCAUGGGGAGCAGGCGGAGGAGGUGCCGGUGAACCGCAUCCUGCCCCAUCCCAAGUUUGACCCGCAGACCUUCCACAACGACCUGGCCCUGGUGCAGCUGUGGACGCCCGUGAGCCCUGCGGGCCCGGCGCGCCCCGUGUGCCUGCCCCGGGGGCCCCCCGAGCCCCCCGCCGGCACCCCGUGCUCCAUCGCGGGCUGGGGGGCCCUCUUCGAAGACGGGCCGGAGGCUGAGGCGGUGAGGGAGGCCCGGGUGCCCCUGCUCAGCGAGGACACCUGCAGGAGGGCCCUGGGGCCCGGCCUGCGCCCCAGCACCAUGCUGUGCGCCGGGUACCUGGCGGGAGGCGUGGACUCGUGCCAGGGCGACUCCGGAGGCCCCCUCACCUGCUCGGAGCCCGGCCCCCGCCCCAGGGAGGUCCUCUUCGGAGUCACUUCCUGGGGGGAUGGCUGCGGGGAGCCGGGGAAGCCCGGGGUCUACACCCGCGUGGCCGUGUUCAAGGACUGGCUCCAGGAGCAAAUGAGCGCCGCCGCCGCCGCCGCCCGCGAGCCCAGCUGCAGGGAGCUCCUGGCCUGGGCCGCGCCCGCGGAGCCGCCCGCCGACGGCGCCGGGCUCUGCGCCUUCUACGCCCGCCGGUGCCCGCGCUCCGACCGCGCCUGUGCGCGCCGGGCGCACCAGCAGUGCCUGCAGCGCCGGCGGCGGUGCGAGCUCCGCUCGCUGGCGCACACGCUGCUGGGCCUGCUGCGGGGCGCCCAGGACCUGCUCGGCCCGCGCCCGGGCCUGCGGCGUCGGGCCCCGGCCUCCUCCCGCCCUGCCCGGGCGCUCCGGGAACCUCCGGGGCACUCGGCCCGCGAGCAGCGGACGCCCUCAGGUACGCGGGCUGCUGGGGAGACCUCGGCGAAGCAGAGGCCCGAGCCGCGCGGGGACACAAAGGACUGCCCUGGGAUGAAGGCUCUGCAGCAGAGGCUGGCCGCCCUUCAGCGGGCCCAUGCCUGGGUCCUGCAGCUCCCCUCAGAGCACUUGGCCAUGAACUUCCACGAGGUACUGGCAGACCUGGGAUCCAAGACACUGACUGGACUCUUCAGAGCCUGGGUGCGGGCAGGCCUGGGGGACCGGCGUGUGGUCUUCCCUGGCCUGGUGGGACUAGAGCCGGCCACGCUGGCUCGCAGCCUCCCCAGGCUGCUUGUGCAGGCCCUGCAGGCCUUCCGAUCAGCAGCCCUGGCAGAGGGAGAGCUGGAGGGGCCCUGA
Messenger RNA from Dipodomys spectabilis (banner-tailed kangaroo rat), 1740 nucleotides. RefSeq names its product serine protease 56 (gene Prss56). Gene Ontology annotation, molecular function: serine-type endopeptidase activity. The record is from RefSeq and is a predicted model, not a curated record. The transcript has 13 exons. Lineage: Eukaryota; Metazoa; Chordata; Mammalia; Rodentia; Heteromyidae. Gene Ontology annotation, biological process: proteolysis. Bases 1 to 1740 code for a protein of 579 amino acids.